GAAAGUGCUUUUUCCCGCACAAUUUUGCGAUUCUUGCAACCGCGAUUGUAGAAAAACCGUAACGAUCGCAAGAUAACAGUUUCGUUUGAACGUGUGUGAUCAAUUUCGAUUUAUAUUUGUGCGGUAUACUUUCAUUUCGGUAAUUCUGAUACUUUUGCACGGUUUCGGUAUUCGCGAUUUCAUUUUUUGGAAAUUCGCGUAUUUUAUACGUUUUCGUUCGCUAUUUCAGACCUCACAAUUUCGUUUUUCGGAAAUUCGCGUGUGAUUAAAGUUUUUUCAAAAGACAAUACAGUUCUAAUAAGAUAAAAAUUUGCAAAAAGUUUACUUCAUUCAAAUCGAUGCCUACUAAUUGAAUCUGCAAAAAUAGCAGAGAAAGUGAUCAUCAUGCCUCGCAAGAGAAAGAUUUGCAAGAUGUUUGCUUCGUUCAAAUUGAUACCAACUAAUUGAAUUUGCAAAAAUAGCAGAGAAAGUGAUCAUCAUGGCCCGCAAGAGAAAGAUUUGCAAGAUGUUUGCUUCGUUCAAAUUGACACCAACUAAUUGAAUUUGCAAAAAUAGCAGAGAAAGUGAUCAUCAUGGCUCGCAAGAGAAAGGUUUUUGCAGCCAAAUUCGCGCGCAGCUUAUCAGCAAUAAUAUCGAACGGACCAUUGUUUCGUGUUUUCGAUUAUAGUUUUCUCAUUGUGCAAUGUACGCGAAAUACGCGUGUGAUUCACGCGUCGCGUCGGGAGUGCCGUGUAAAGUUUCGCGUGUCGGGAGUGCCGUAUAAAGUGUCGGGCGAUCGUAAUUAUUCGUGUUUUCGCGAGUGUCGUGAGUGCUACCAAGAGAGGAGGAGGAGGCCCGGGGAGGCAUCGGGCGACAUCGGGUUAACUACGAGAUCAACGUGCUGUGUACUACAACUCCGCUAUUGCAUCUAUUGAUGGCAUGGAACAUGCUGUAACAACGAGCAAGCUCCUCUACUCAACUUCCCUCUUGUAUCCGCGACAGAUGGCACCAGCAUAACCGAUUCGCUAGGAGCUGAGGAUGCGAGAUUGCGCGGGAAGCAGAAGGGCGCGGACUGCUGGCGCUACGAAGACACCGAGGUCUGGGACCGUCGCGGGAAAUGACCAUGACGAGCGUGGCUGUCGCCCCGGGUAGCCUCGGCGCACCACCAUCUAUGCUCAGCCCCCAGAUGUAUCAUCUGCAGCAGGGCCUGGGCCCGACAUCGAGCUCGCCCGCUUCCGGCAAGAGUUACGACACCUUGAGCAAGGGGAAAAAGUCGUGGAGCGUACGGCUGGGCCUGUCGCGGCAGCACCAGCAGAAUCCCGGGGAUGAUUCGGGCAAGGGCGUUGGUUGGGGCACCAUAAGCGGCAGCAGCAUCUUUUCCCGCCAGAUGAUCUACGGCGGCGAUCCGUGGCUCUACGGCACGGUGAGAUCGUCGCGGAUCGAACAACCGCGGCCGUUCCUGACUCCGCCGCCGCCACCGGGCGCGGCACCGCUGCUCGUGGUAUGUUCCUGCCCGGAAUUCCUCUCCGGCACCGUCAGGAAGCUCGGCAGUUGCCGCAAGUGCGGCGGCCACCGGGUCGCCGGGCUGCCCCUAGGCGGAACCUGCCGGCUGCCGUCGUCGUCCAGAUCCAGACCCAGUCUCGCCGGCGUGUUGAGGACCCCGAUCGACGAUCCGUACGAUCAGAUGCGCCGGAACCGACUGGUGGAGCCGAGAUUGCGGGCGCGCAGCAUCUCGCCGCUUCGCUCGUCCUCGCAGCGAGAUUCCAGGAGCCAGAGCAUGCUUUCGCGGGUUGUCGCGAAGGAGCGAAAGGCCGAGGGCGCAUCGUCGUCGAGAUCCGAGUGGUUCGAUAAAGAACCGAGUACGGCCCCUAACUACGACGAUCGUAAACCGCGACCCGGUUUCUCCAGCAACGGCGGCACCUCGGACGAUUGGAUGCUGGAGGACACCGCGGAAGGUCACCCGCGAAUUCAUCCCGCGAGGCUCACUCGCGUUCCGAAAAGGUCACCGAGAGAGACGAAUCAGAGGAGAAGCGGCCAGGACGAUUGGAAGGAAGGAUCGGUUUCCGCGGACUCGCGAAGGAGCAUCCUCGAGUGCGACGUGAAUCCUUAUCUGUUGCUGAAGAAGCAGAGAGACGAGGACGACCUGAGCGACGAUUUGUCGGACAACGCGUUGGAGCAGGACGAGCUCAGGACGGCGUCCAGCCUGUUCGACUCGUCGAAGGUCAAGUCGAUCGAGAGGAUACCGAACAGGAGCUCGGUGGCGGCGAUCGGCGGUCAACGGAUCAGGGUGUUCAAUGACGCGCCCCGAAAAAUUUCGGACGACGAGGACGACGAGGACGAUGUUGACGAGGCGCCGUUGCCGGUCACCAGGAUCCCGAUACCGAAGAUAUCGCCGAAGAGACCGCCGAGGCGGCUGAAGGAAGCCCGGCAGACGUUGAAGAGCAUCCUGAAGCGCGGCCGCGUGUUCGAGAGCAAGAGGAAGAAUGUGCUCUUCAACGUCGACAACGUGAUAUUCGCGCCCGAGAAACCGUCCGAAGCGACGCGAAUGUCCUGGAGCAAGAUCGGCAGGAUCGCCAGUUGCAACAAGGAGCAGCAGCGAAUCAGCAGUCCUGGACCCGAGCGGGAGGAAACGCCGAUCGUGUCGCAGGAUCAGCAGGAGAAACACAACUUUAUCACGAUCCCGAAUAUCAGGGAUCCGAGGGUGGACAGGAUCAGGUUCAAGGAGCCGAGAAUCGUGUCGGAAGUGAAGAAGACCACGUCGUCCGGUCUCGACAAGAUCAAGAUAGACAAAUUUGUUCCAUCCAGAAAGCCCAGUCGUCCUGUCGCCUCCAAGAAGCAACAGGACGAAAUCAGGAACGUACAGCGAUCCUCGCUCGGCUCUUCGUUGUCGAAGAGCGUUCCUAGAGAGAGGGAGGAGACGUUGGCAGGAGAGAGAGGAUUGUUAGACGAAAGGACCAUCCGACCCGAAGACGAGACCGAGCUGGAGAUCGAGAUCGAGGAGCUGAAGGACCGUUUGCCGUGCAUUGCUGUGGACGAAAAGGACCUCAUCCUAAAAUCCGAAGAGAACUCGAGAAAAUCCCUGUUGACGCGGAGCCAAAGCGAUCGGUCAUUCAGUAGACCGGACGUCUCGGCGGGCGACGUGCUGUUCUCGGACACGAUGCGGUUCAGUCUGAGCAAGAAGAUCAAGUCGCCGUCGUCGCCCAUCGGUGCACGCGCAAUUUCGCGCGAGGACAUAAACGAGGAGAGUUCUCUGGGAAGGAAAGGCAAGACGGAAGAGCUCGGGGCGAAAACUGGCGACCUCAAGGAGCCCGAGAUCGAGACGCGUGAAAAUGUUAAGACAGCGACCGAGAAGAAGAAUGCUGUCGAGAACGACGCGGAACAUUCGCUGGACGCGCGUAGCGACAUUUCCGACGCGAGCAACGAACACUUCCGUACGAUGAGACCCACGAGUUGGUCUCCGCCGCCUGGUAGACAGAGGCAUCGCUUCAAAAUCGAGUCCAGCGCGGACGAGAGUCCCGUAAACUCCAUCAGGGAUCAUCGGAGAACAGUUUCGUCGGCGUCGACGGCCUCCUGGAACUCGGCGAGCUCGUACGGAUCCUCGAAGAUCGAGAUCAACUCGCCCGAGAACAACGUCUGCAAGAUCACGGUGAGUCCGCGCUCGUCUCCGCUGGUCCAUCGGCUGCAGAUCGGUCCGAACUCCAGCUCGAAGGGUGCCAGAAGAACGUCCAUCCUCAUCAACGGCGAUCAGAACACCAGCCCGGAACCGGCGCGGGAUAACAAAGUGACCAUCAGCGUCGGUGGAGAGGACAGCGUGUGUAAUCCGACGGUGAUCUCCGUAAACUCGGAGAAUCCCCCGAAGAUCCAGAGCUCCUCGGAGAAUCGCACUCUGGUGAUACUCGAGAAUUACAGGGCGAACAUCGUGGUGGAGUCGGCGAACGAUGACUCGCGUCCAAAACAGAUCGGAAGGGACAAUCACGCGGUCGAGGACAGUAAAACGAGCUCGAAGGCGAAUGACGAGGAAGCACCUGCGUCGCCCAGCGAGGAAACCUCCUCGUGUUUCGAGAAGCAGAAGAGGUUGAGCGUCGAGAUCAAGUCUUCGGAUGCUAAUCAGCCGAGAUUUAACACUCCCGAGGAGAAAGUGACGCGAUCGGAGUCAAAAGCGCGAUUUAAGGACAUCGAGGAUUCGCCCGGCUUGUCGAAAGAAGCUUUGAUCUCCAAGCUGCUCGAAGACUCCCUCCGAAAGGCUCGCGAGAACGGCGAGAUCCUCGACGAGGACAGCGGCCAGGCCAUCCUGAAGAUCCUGAAGCAGAGCUUGUUGAAGAGCAAAGAGUACGAGAGCUCGGAAUCGACUCUCGAAGCAAAUUACUCGCGAUCGUCCAGCUUGAAUUCGGACGGCGACUUUAUCUCGACGAAUCUCUUCCUCGAGGAGAAUCCCUACGAAGUGAUCAAGGAACCGAUCUACGAAGAGAUACCCGACGAACCGCCACCGUUGCCCUUGAGUCCGCCACCCACGGAGGAUUACCUCAAGGACAGAAUCUACUUCGGCGACGUCGAAUAUUACAAAAAGAUGACGCCGGGUCAGUUUCUCGGUCCAUAUUUAUCCGAGGAAGUCUUCAAGAAAUCCAACUCGGAGGAGCUAGCCCAGACCUACUUGUCCAAAAGUCCCGAAGAUUUUUUCAAAAAGAUGUCGACGUCGCCCGAGGACGAGACUAACAUCUCUACAAAGUUCGAGCUCUUGAACUUUCUGAUGGACUCCAAAGAUCGCACACGCCCUGUGGAAGAGGACGAGGAUGAGGACGAGGACGAGGAAGAUGACGCCGAGAGAGAUCUGGAGGCUCUGUACGAGCAGAAGGAGACGAGCCUGGGCGAUCUCAGCUCCAAAAGCUCGCAGAUCUCCAACGUAUCCGACAGCAGUGAGGAGUGCAACAUCAUCCUGACGAGCUCGCCAGAGACGUUGAAGUCGAGGACGGUCGACAUAGAGAGAACCGACAGCGGGGUCGGGUCCGAGAGCAGCCAAGCCAGCAGCACUCGCGGUGUCGCGAGACGCUGGCGGACAGGAAACAAUGUCUCUUCCGGUCCGGGAAGCCUUCUCAAUGGAAUACCACAAGUGAUCUCCGGUACUGCGAAGCUGUGCGAGGAUUGCGAGCAGCGACUGGAUCCCCUGAUAACGGACAGCGGCGUGGUUUACGCGCCCUUCGUCUGCCGGAAGUGCUCGAAGAAGCGUGCGGAGCGGAAAGAGAUCAUCACAGAGAUCGUCGAGACCGAACAAAAGUACGGCAGAGACUUGCAGAUCAUCCUCGAAGAAUUCCAUCGACCAAUGUUGAGAGCGGGCCUCCUCACGUCGGAGCAGUUGUCGGCGAUCUUUCUGAAUGUCGAGGAGUUGCUCGAGCACAAUGUCGUUUUGGCCGAAAAGUUAAAGGACAGCGUGGAACUCGCUCAGGUAUCCGGGGACGAGGAUCUUCUGACGGUGGACCUGGGCAAGAUCUUCCUCGAGUCGGAGAGAAUGCUUCAUGCUUUCGAGAGCUAUUGCACGCGUCAAGGCGGCGCCAGUUUAUUACUGCAAAACUUGGAAAAGGAAAAGGAGCUUUUACGUAUUUUCCUCAGGGUUUCUCAAAUGGAGAACACAGUUUUGCGAAGAAUGAAUCUGAAUUCCUUUUUAAUGGUUCCUGUCCAAAGAGUUACGAAAUAUCCCCUUCUGCUGGCACGUUUGCUCAAAGCAACGCCUUCUGUUCGACCCGACAUUCAAGAAGCAAAAAAGAGGCUUAAGCAAGCUCAAACGAACAUCGAGUUACAUUUGGAACAUAUGAAUGCUGAGGCGAAAGAUGUUACGUCGACGAAAUUAUGGAGGAGAAUAUCGAUUAUUCAAAAUGGCAGACGGUCUAUCGGCGAACAGGAUAUGGUCAAUAUCAAAUUGAGGAAGAUGGCUGUCGAGAUUUUGGAAUGGGCUCACGAGGAAGCUAGGUUUGUUCUCGAAGGACGUCUUUUAGUAGCACAGCCGACUGAUAAUAAUUGGAGACGUGGUCGAACUGUCAAACUUGCACCUGUCACUGCCAUGCUUGUUACAAACGGCAAGCCGAAUGCCGAUUAUCCUGAAUUUAACGACGAGUCGCUCUUUCCGAAGCAUAUAGGUAUUAAAGAAGCUACUUUACUUCUGGUCAAAGAGAAACUUGGACGAUAUUCUUUACUACGUGAGCCACUAUACCUCGAUAAAUGUAUAGUGUGCUGUGAAACGGAUCUCGAAGAUUAUUUCGAAAUACAGGAAUUAUCUUCCAAGGAGACGUUUAUAUUUAAAGCAGAGGAUGGCGCAAGAACAAAAAGAUGGUGCAGAACGUUGCAGGCUCACGCACAGUCCCUCGGUGCUUGGCGUAAACGUCGAGGGGCUCUACCCAACAUCAUGAUCUGCGGUGUAGCAAGAAAUUAAUGAAAAAGAAAGAAACUUAGAUGUAACAAAUGUGUACGCGACAUUAAAGAUAGAGUACUUCCAACGGCACAAGACAUCCUAAGCAAUUACAAGAAUUCGUGUACAUGAUCUCCAGGUAAAUAAAUAAUAAUUUUUGGAGAGAGAAAAAGAGAGAACGCACUGGACCAAAGGAUUUCCUCGGCUCGUCGACGCACGACUGUCGAUGAGCAACACGUCUAGUUCUCAUCGAAUUCAGUCAGGUAUUAAUCACUUACAUUCGGUUGUUACAGUACGUUGCAGAAACUUGAGUUUCCUAUGUCACUGUAAUUAGAAUGUUACGUGGCGCCGAGUUCGCGCACGAUUCCAUCGAUUCCUAAUGAAUAAUUCUAAGUAUACAUAUAUUACAUGCAUAGAAUUAUUUAAUAUCUAUAAUUAUAUCCUUCAGAAAACGAGUAGCUGUGAUAUUGACCGGUGUAUUGGGUAACAACGUUUUCCUUUCGCAGAUUAUUUACGGAUAUUAAGAUCCUUAUUUUACUGUUUAUUGUCCAUCUUCGAUUCUUUUUAUCGCAGUAUCGCGCAUUAAAACGACAAUACUAGGAUAGAUUUUAUUAGAUCCGAGGUAAUAGGGUUUGCAAAUUAAUAGUAUCGAAGAGUAAUAUUUUCGUGUGAAUCAGCAGUAUCAAAGGAGAGAGAAUGUCGGAAUAAAUAACUAUUUCGUACACAAUCAGUGAGUAUUGAGAAUUUUUUUAAAACUAGAGGUACGUCUUUUUUUCUCUCCUCUGCAAUUAUUCUUUUCUUCCAGAUAAUUAACAGUAUUUUUAUUACUAUGUCUAACACAAGAAAAAAAAUGCAAACUGUACAUUGUACUAUAUUUUUAUUUAAUAAUUAAGCCAUAGUAUCGUACAUGUAUAUAAAUGUAUAUUUACAGAGAAGUUUUCACACAAUUAUAUAAUCGAAAUUUAUUGUAACAAAUUAGUCUGCUGCAUUACAAAUCUGCGAUUUAAUAAAAUUUAAAUAUAAUA
This is a messenger RNA of Nylanderia fulva, 7401 nucleotides long. It is a transcript of the gene RhoGEF64C, whose product is annotated as Rho guanine nucleotide exchange factor at 64C. Lineage: Eukaryota; Metazoa; Arthropoda; Insecta; Hymenoptera; Formicidae. Gene Ontology annotation, molecular function: guanyl-nucleotide exchange factor activity. The record is from RefSeq and is a predicted model, not a curated record. Gene Ontology annotation, biological process: positive regulation of Rho protein signal transduction.